AUGAACCACUUCCCUGAAGCUUGGGGCCGCCCCAGGAACGAUGUCUACGGUGCCUACGAUCACUCAUAUCUGCAGACCUCAGGUCCCAAGGCCCAUACCUCAUCCCCUGCAGUGACAGGAACGUCAGUGGUGGGCGUCAAGUUUAAUGGCGGAGUCGCUAUAGCUACCGACAACCUGGCCUCCUACGGAUCCCUGGCUCGUUUCUCCGACGUGAAGCGUCUGCGUAAUUUCGGCGAUAAGGCAAUGGUUGGCUUUGGCGGUGACGUUUCCGACAUGCAAUAUCUCGACCGUCUCCUGAGACUCCAUGGAUAUCAAGGAGAACUACUCGCCUCACGGCAACAUGCUCAACGCCAAGAACCUGCACACGUUUUCUACAAACGACGCUCCGAGUUCAACCCGCUGUGGAACCACGUCCUUGUCGCAGGCUUCGAUGGGCAAGGGGAGCCCUUCCUUAGCUCGGCAGAUUUGCUCGGAACAACAUUCUCUGCUCCUCAUCUCGCUACGGGCUUCGGUGCUCAUCUUGCGGUUCCGAUCCUGCGCCGCAAGUUCCCCGAGGGUACUCCCCUUGAGCAAGUCAGCAAGGAAGAGGCCGUCGAGGCCUUGAAGGAGUGCUUGAAGGUUCUGUUCUACCGCGAUGCACGAAGUUCCGACAAGUACUCGAUAGCCGUGAUUACGAAGGAUGGUAUUGACCUGAAGGAGGAUGAGCAGAUUCAGGGUCAGAGCUGGGCCUUUGCCGAGAGAAUCAGGGGAUACGGCGCCCAGACUGCUUAG
Molecule: messenger RNA, 771 nt
Organism: Penicillium mononematosum
Lineage: Eukaryota; Fungi; Ascomycota; Eurotiomycetes; Eurotiales; Aspergillaceae
Gene: pre4
Product: proteasome core particle subunit beta 7
Exons: 4
Coding region: 1-771 (256 amino acids)
Cellular component (GO): proteasome core complex
Source: RefSeq, a predicted model, not a curated record